CCAGCCCCGGAGCGGGGCCGCGCCGCGAUGCCGGCCCAGGCCGCAAGGGGCGGUCCGGGCCCGGCGCCUCUCUCCCGGGCGCAGGCGCCGCCGUGAGCCCGCGGCUGAGGGCCGUCCGCCUGCGGCCGGCGGCUCCAUGCGCUGCCAGGUGUCGGUGCUGUACUUCGCCCGGAGCGCGGAGCUGGCCGGGCUGCGCAGCGAGGCCCUCUGGGUGCCGCGGCAGGUCACGGCGCGGCAGCUCUGGGAGGAGAUCGUCAAGGCGCACCCCAGGCUUGCUGUCAUCCGGGAUCAAGUGGUUUUUGCUGUUCGGCAGGAGUACGUGCUUCUUGGAGAUCAGCUCCUGGUCCUGCAGCCUGGAGACGAGGUUGCCAUCAUCCCACCAAUUAGUGGAGGCUGAAUUUGCCCAGGCUUUGUUAGGUUUAGGCCCAGAGAUGUGAUGCAGUUCUCUCCCUCCACUCCAGUCAUCUUUUAUGAGAGCAUAACUUGCAUUUCUUGCUGGAGAGGACCAUUGUGCUGACCAGAAACUAUAAGCUCGUGCAACAAUAAAUUAUUAACACAUAUGCAGUAAAUGUAAGAAAAUUGACAGAGAGGUCAGGCAUUGUUUUGGAUUUGGGUUCAUUGUUUUGAAUUUGGGUUUUAUGUCUCUAUUCUUCCAUAGUUGUUUCUGGCUGCCAGUAGAUUUCCAGCUUGCCUAAAUAAGAUAAUAAUGAGAAACCUCAUGCAACUUUUUGGCAGAAAAGAUGAUACAGAGAAAGAAUUCACUGCUGCUUAAAAAAAACCCCUUUUUUGUUUGGUGCUGUCAAAGGAACAGGUGUCCUUAGAGUAGCUUUAUUUCUUUGCAUGCUUUCAAGUGCCAGUCCAUGUAUUUACUGCAGUUUGUUCUAUUGCUGAUGCUCAAAAUACUUCUUUUCCUCCUCAUUCUUAGAUGAACUGAUGACUGGUUUCUACUCAGAGAAGUUAAAUUUUCUGCUGUGUCACUGAAACAGACUGAUAAUAUGAGGUCCUUAAGGUUUUUGAGAGCAAAUUAAACUUCAGGAUUAGAAAUCUAAUCCAUGUUUAUCAGAA
This is a messenger RNA of Falco peregrinus (peregrine falcon), 1065 nucleotides long. It is a transcript of the gene MOCS2, whose product is annotated as molybdenum cofactor synthesis 2. The record is from RefSeq and is a predicted model, not a curated record. The transcript has 4 exons. Gene Ontology annotation, cellular component: cytosol. Lineage: Eukaryota; Metazoa; Chordata; Aves; Falconiformes; Falconidae. Gene Ontology annotation, biological process: Mo-molybdopterin cofactor biosynthetic process. Bases 137 to 397 code for a protein of 86 amino acids.